ACAAGUUUGUGCCUGUGGUUGUGACUUGUGACGAUUUUAGAUGUACGAAAAUCUAAAUAUUUAUGUGUUUUUGAUAGCCUUAUUUAUUUUGAUUUUCAAUUAUUAGUAUUAAAUUAAACAUGAGUUCCUUAAAUUUCUUCCUGUUCUAGUUCUGAUUUGAUCAUGAUUAUUUUAGACUUUAACGAAUGGAAAUCUUGGUUCUAUCACAAAUAACCAACGAAGCAAUGAGCACUAAAAAAGACAAGUGGGAGGCCUUGGCCACAGUAAAAUCAUUUGAUUUAGGUGUAUCUCUGAACAGCGAUCAUGAAUCUUUACAUCAGAGUAUGCAACAAAUAGAUUUAGUCAACUCUCCAGCCACUACACCAAUUAGUCUUCUAGUCCAAUCUCUUGUCAAGCAACUUUGUUCAUUACUAGAAAAAGACAUGUCUAAGGCAAACCAUCUCUACAACACUAUUUGUGAGAAAUUACAUAGCAUGAAACUCAUAGAUGAUUCAUAUGCUAUGGGAGAAUUUGAAGCUAUGAGAAGCCAGUAUCAGCGAGCUCUUUACCAACUGGUAUCAAUAGCAAGUGGUUCUGAAAUACCUCUAACUUUACCAGCUACAUGGCCUAUUACAAGAUCUGGUCUUGAAUGGUCCCGAUAUCACAAAGAAUUUGAAGAACUUUACUUUAUUGCUAGAGGUGGUUUUGGUACUGUAUUUAAAGCCCGCCACAGAUUGGACGGCGUUGAAUAUGCUGUUAAGAAAGUAUUCAUCAAGUCUUCAGAUGUUGAUUCCAUUAUGUCUCAUCUUGCUGAAGUUAAAACUGUAGCUAGUCUUAACCAUCCAAAUAUAGUUAAUUACAAAGCAGCCUGGUUGGAACCUUUAAUAGAAUCAACUGUCAAAAAGAAACGCAAAUACUUCAUGGAUACAGACAGUGAUGAAUCAAUAAAUUCAAACCGUGUUUCAUCAGUAUACUCAAAUUUAAUGAAGUCAUUUAAAACAUACAAUUCAAAAGAACUAACAAAUAAACAUAGCCAGUCAGAUUUUGUUAUAUCUUUUGAAAACUCAAACGGUUUUGAAGAAGAUGCUUCAGAAGAAGAUAGUGAGAGUGAAGAGGAAUCAUCUACACCUGAUAAAAAUGUUAUAUGCAAAUUAUUGUCUUGCAAGGAGUAUGAAAAUUGUUCACGGGUGAAUCUAAAGUGGGCAACACUAUACAUUCAGAUGACUUUUUGUCAGCAGACUUUAAAACAGUGGUUGGAUGAGCGAAAUAGUCAUUUGAUUUUAUCCAGGAAGAACUCUGAUGAUUUGUGCCUUCAUCAUGCAGAUUCAAUUGAUUGCGGAAGUUAUGAAGGUCACCUAACUCCAGACAAAACAUACCCAGUAGCUUGCACAAAACUCGACAUCUUAGUGGAAAUGUUUACUCAGCUUGUGAGAGGACUACAUUACAUACAUUCUCGAGGGAUUAUCCAUCAUGACAUUAAGCCGAGCAAUGUGUUUGUGGGUCAAAGUGAAAGUGGGUUACAGGUGCAGUUGGGAGAUUUUGGCUUAGCUUGUCCUCUUCAACGAUCACACAGUGGCUUAGCAUUAGGAACUCAUUUGUAUGCAGCACCAGAACAAUUAGAUGGGCAGUGUAAUCCCAAGAGUGACAUGUACUCUCUCGGUAUAAUACUUUUAGAGAUGGUGGAACCAUUUAGCACAGAUAUGGAGCGUGUUAAAACAAUAACAGAUCUGCGGAAAGGGCAAAUACCGGCUCAUCUCACUGCCAACUAUCCUAAAAUAGCGCACAUUAUUGGUAAACUGGUACAAAGGAAACCAAGUAAGCGUCUGGACACAAACCAACUGCUAGAAGAACUUAGGAAUCUGUCAGAAAAUAAAGAUGAGAAAAUCCAGUCACUAAAAGAAGAGUUAGCUGCAAAGGAUGACGAGAUUGCCAAAUUGAAGAUGAUGCUUGCAAAGUUAAAUUACCCUUCAUAAUGUAAGAUGUACCUGAUUUUUUUUUUAAAUAGUUUCUUUUUAUAAUUAUGAAACAUGAAAUUUUAAGAUUUCAGUUUAAAUUUUUUUUAUAAAUCUAUUACAAAAGUGAAAAGUCAUCUAACAAAAGAACCAACCUUAACCUAGGCUGAAUAAAAGUUUUCUGAACAUUUUGGCACAUUUUUGGUUUGUUUUUUUUUUCCUAAAGAUUUGUUUAACCUGAGAAAUUAUAAAUCUAAGCACUUGUGGACAUAGUGUAUUUGACAAUGAUUUUUCCUAAUGCAAUAGGGUUCUUUAAUGAUUAAAUGAGAUUUUCCUCUAUGUAACUGUUGUUACACAUUGACAAUUAAAAUUGUUUUGUUUUCCCUUCGACUGUAAUGUUUGUCGAUGUGGGAUCAUAGGUUAUUAGUAGGUAUUAUAUGACGUAUGGCCAAUCUGCUUAACUAACACUAAAAUAGCAUAGAAGAAUAUUGAGUAAGUACCUACUAUUAGUAUAUAACUUAAUCUAAAUAUUGAGGGCUAAUUUUAGAAGUAAAAUAAUCAUAUUCUUCUAUACUAUUUAACAAACAACUCGAAAUAUUGUCUUGCCUGAAAUGACGUGUGUGGUGAAUAAAAUUGAUUUUCAAGUGUGAUUAAUUAAAUAAAUAUUUUAGGUAAA
This is a messenger RNA of Pieris napi, 2607 nucleotides long. Its product is annotated as eukaryotic translation initiation factor 2-alpha kinase 1-like. The transcript has 3 exons. The record is from RefSeq and is a predicted model, not a curated record. The coding region runs from base 186 to 1952 and encodes 588 amino acids. NCBI's taxonomy places the organism in Eukaryota, Metazoa, Arthropoda, Insecta, Lepidoptera, Pieridae. Gene Ontology annotation, molecular function: ATP binding; protein kinase activity. Gene Ontology annotation, biological process: protein phosphorylation.